Molecule: messenger RNA, 3562 nt
Organism: Amaranthus tricolor (Joseph's coat)
Lineage: Eukaryota; Viridiplantae; Streptophyta; Magnoliopsida; Caryophyllales; Amaranthaceae
Product: beta-amylase 2, chloroplastic-like
Exons: 8
Coding region: 126-1874 (582 amino acids)
Biological process (GO): polysaccharide catabolic process
Molecular function (GO): beta-amylase activity
Source: RefSeq, a predicted model, not a curated record
CUACGGUCUAAAAUAUAUGUCAUGAACUUUAUAAGAUUCUAAUUCUUUUUCUCUUGGAUUGCUCAACGCUUUUUUGAUCUUCUUUCUCCUUCGUUUCUUAAUCCUCUAAAACAGAUUUCCCAAAUAUGGCAACGGCAUCGUUUCAAACAACAACAGUGCUGUUGAGUAAACUAACCUUAUCACUCAGCCCAAUUCGUCCGAGUUCAAUUUCUGGUAAAACUCGCAAAUUUCAUCUCAGAGCGAGUUCUGGGUCAUCGAGAUACAACACUCAGAGAUGGGUUGAGUUUCAGACCGAAGGUGAGAGAUUGAAAAGUAUCUUUGUCAACGUUGCGGGUAGUGAUGAUGAUGAAUGUUCUUUGGUAGAUAAUUUGGAAGAUAAAGAGGCAAUCCCAAAGCUGUCGGAACGUGAUUAUGCUGGAACACCUUAUGUUCCUGUUUACGUGAUGUUGCCUUUGGGUAUCAUUGACAUGAAUUGUGAUUUGGUGGAUGAACACAAUCUCAUUGAGCAACUAAAAGUUUUAAAGUCAAUUAAUGUUGAUGGUGUUAUGGUUGAUUGUUGGUGGGGCAUAGUAGAGGCAAUUGCACCGCAACAUUACAAUUGGAGUGGUUACAAGAAGCUAUUUCAAAUUGUGCAUGGUCUUGGGCUUAAAUUACAGGUGGUUAUGUCUUUCCAUGAAUGUGGAGGUAAUAUUGGGGAUGAUGUGCACAUUCCACUCCCACGUUGGAUCACAGAUUUAGGUCAAGAUAAUCCUGAUAUAUAUUUCACAGAUCAAGAAGGUAGGCGCAAUACAGAAUGCCUCUCCUGGGGGAUUGACAAAGAACGCGUACUAAGAGGUCGUACGGCGGUUGAGGUGUACUUUGACUAUAUGAGAAGCUUCCGUGUGGAAUUCGAUGACUUUUUUGUGAGUGGAACUAUAUGUGAGAUAGAGGUUGGGCUUGGUCCAUGUGGGGAGUUACGCUAUCCAUCCUAUGCAGCAAAGCAUGGUUGGAAGUAUCCAGGCAUUGGUGGAUUUCAGUGUUAUGACAAAUAUCUACUGAAGAGUCUGCAGAAGGCAGCUGAAGUAAGGGGGCAUUUGUCUUGGGCUAGAGCUCCUGACAAUGCUGGCUGUUAUAAUUCUUGGCCCGGCAAGACAGGGUUCUUCAGAGAUGGUGGAGAUUAUGACAGUUAUUAUGGUAGAUUCUUUCUCAAGUGGUAUUCAAAGGUUCUCAUUGAUCAUGGAGAUCGUGUACUUGCCUUGGCAAACCUAGCUUUUGAAGGCUGUAAAAUUGCUGCUAAGCUCUCAGGUAUUCAUUGGUGGUACAAGACAGCUAGUCAUGCUGCCGAGCUGACUUCUGGGUUUUACAAUCCUUGCAAUCGUGAUGGGUAUGUUCCGAUAGCUGCAAUGCUAAAAAAACAUGGGGUUGCUCUGAACUUUACCUGUGUGGAACUACGCACAAUGGAUCAAGAAGAGGUGUUCCCUGAGGCCCUAGCAGAUCCAGAGGGAUUGGUUUGGCAGGUCCUGAAUGCUGCUUGGGAUGUUUGUAUACCAGUUGCUAGUGAGAAUGCUCUUCCUUGCUUUGACAGAGAGGGUUAUAACAAAAUAUUGGAAAAUGCCAAACCCCAGAAUGAUCCUGACAGAAAGCAUUUAUCUGCAUUUACUUAUCUCAGGCUCAAUCCUGAAUUAAUGGAGGGAUCCAACUUCAUGGAAUUCGAAAGAUUUGUCAAGAGAAUGCAUGGUAUCUUUUGUUAUGUAUUCAUGAACAUUUUUAGUAACAGAUUGUUGGGUAGCUAUAUAGAUCUCCCUGUUUUUUUCAGGCAUCAGCUCACAAUCACUAAUUUACGCAUAAGAGAACACUGCAGAAUAAGUAGAACGCAUAAUUAUCUGCAAAAAUAAUCUGUAUUAAAAGGGUCAGGACUCUGGAGAACUGGCCUAAACCUUGCUAAGUCAAAUGGUGGUAGUUACGAAAUUGGUAUCAUUUCAAACGAGUUAAUGUUUCAGAAUUGUUUUACAGGAGAAUCAGUCCCAGAUCUUAACUGCCUUGUGGGAAGAUCGUUACCUGAAAAUCAGGAGCCGCCUUUCAGACUUCCAUCUGAAGCCUACUAAAACAGCAUACAAUUCAAUUAUAGUGCCAUCUGUCAAGCCGUGUUUAUAAUAAUAUAUUAAUGCUAGCUGGUAAGAUCCAUUAUUAUUUUAAAAAAAAAAAAGUAAGUUUGUAUAUAUUACAAUGAGUUGGUGUUAGAAUUGGUGGGAAAGAACAUAAGAACAGAUGUUUUAUUAAUCGAAAAUCUUCAUAACAAAUGCCCAUACAAGCUCUUAUUUAUAGAAACUAAGAGCAGCAAAAACAGACUUAUUCUAUUUUUUUGAGAUUAGCAGACUUAUAACAAACAUCAUCAUCAUUCUACCCAGUAUAUCCGCGCAUAGAAGAGUAAAGCCAAGGUCUGGGAAGGGAAAGACGGCGACAACUCAUACCCAUAAAGGAGAGCGCGACCAAAGGAGUCCCCCGGCUCGAGGAAGAUAAAGAGACGUGAUUACACGUGCAAGAUAACUUAAAAGCCUAAAAAAGGGAAGCUACUACAGAGGAAAAUACAGAACUAAAAGAAAGGAAGCGAUAAGAGCAUGAUGUUACUGGCACUAAACGGAAAACUAAGCGAACAUCAAAAGUCUGGGACAUGGAUAUGUCGUCUCUAACUGCUCCUAUCGCUAUUCAGGUCCGCAGAGAGGUUUAACUCAUGCAAGUCAACUCUUAUUUGCUCAUCCCUAGUUCUCCUGGGUCUUCCUCGACUCCUCUUAUCCUCUACUAUAAUGCUUUCUACACUCCUCACAGGGAUGUCGAAAGUCUUUCUUUGCACAUGACCAGACCACCUCAAUCCUAACUAAUCCUAUUGAACUAAUUAGGACCCUUGAUAUAGGAAGGCUGAACACCCUUGAUAUUAUUGUAGCACAAAUUGACUUGAGAAUGCCGAAAAAGCCUCAGAAUGAAGUACUUCAAGAAUGCUGCUGCGGAUGCUCUCUUACUGCAUGCUAUUGUGCCACUUUUGUGUUGAAGAUGCCAGUUGCUGAUUAUUUUGAGAUAUAAGAACAGCAUGCAAUCUUAACAUCCCUUCAAACUUGGGGUUAAAAACACCUAGUUUGUCUAAUAGCUAUUUAAAGUGCACAGAGGGAAAAACUUUUGUAAAUAAAAUCGAGUUGUUGUAGGCAGAUAAGACAAGUGUAAUACUCUGUCUAAAACCCUGUCCCAUGUAAAAUGACAAUCAAAUUCUAUGUUUAGUUCUCAUGAAAAAUCGAACUUUUGUCAAUGAAAAUAGCUAAUUGAUUGUCACAAAAAAGAGUGACCGACAUGCUUAUUUGAACAUAAAGUUCCUGAAGUAAUCUAAUUAGUCAAGUUACUUCUGAUGUUGUACUUUCCAUUGCUCUAUAUUCAGAUUUUGAACUUGACUUGGACACAAUUUGUUGUUUCAUGUUUUUCAAGUUAUCAGAGAGUUUCCCAACAUCAUAACAUAGCCUGUAAUAGACUUUCGUGUGUCAACGCAAGAUCCCCAAUUAAUAUCUGAAUAUGCUAGGAGGAUAAGUUUAUCUUGCCC